Molecule: messenger RNA, 913 nt
Organism: Gigantopelta aegis
Lineage: Eukaryota; Metazoa; Mollusca; Gastropoda; Neomphalida; Peltospiridae
Product: growth arrest and DNA damage-inducible proteins-interacting protein 1-like
Exons: 2
Coding region: 1-750 (249 amino acids)
Cellular component (GO): nucleus
Source: RefSeq, a predicted model, not a curated record
AUGGCAGCCUCCAUGUAUAUGAAGUGCUGUUGGCGUUUAUACUGUAAUUAUGAUGCAUUUUUAAUGUACAAAUAUCCAAAUAAGUAUCAUGCUUUGUGUAUUUCGUUAUUUAGCACAUCACGUAGUGUCUCUGAAAAACAAACUGCUUACAGGGAUGACGAAAAUGACGAGCUGAGUGUCGUUAGAGACGUGUCUGGUUUGAAAGGAAAUCUUCGUAGGCGAAUUCACAACGAAAUGCCGGAGAUUAUUAACAGCUACCAAGAGAGCCUGCGAUACCAGAGACGACGGUAUGCCAAAUUCGGUUCACAGUCUGAUGUCGACCCACGAAUAAUGUGGCCAAGUAAAUCAGAACUCGCACAAAUCAUUGAAGACGAGAAGAUGUGGGAACCAACAUUAGAAAUGACCUUGAAAGCAGUUCAUGAGAAACGGCUAGAACAAGAAAAGAAACAAAGAUUACGAGAGGAAAAAGUGGAACAGAACAUGCAAAAAAUGUCUAAGUGGAUUGAGGAAUACCAUCACCGAAAAGAGGAAGUUGUUGAACAGCAGAAGAAAAGAGAGGCGAAGAAAGCCAAGUUACUGGAGGAAGCACAGGCAUUUUUUGGUUACAAAGUUGACCCCAGAGACAAAAAGUUUAAAGAACUGAUGGAAAAGAAAGAGCUUGAAGAAAAGAAAUUAGCUAAGAAGAAAAGGAAGCAGUCAAAGCUGGAGAGAUUAACCUCUAAGUUUGAAGCUAUGUCACAAGAGACAUAGGACUGAGAUGUUUUCUUUCUAUAUAUCAGUGUUCUCGAUGCUCCAUUUAAGCGGGGCGCCCCGUCCUGCUAUUCCAUUUUGCCGCCCUCCUUUCACGUUCUCCGCCCUCCUUUAUUUUCCAGCACCUAUCUCCGCUAUUUCCAUAUGCACUUUUUUCCACACA